AUGCAGACUGAAUGGGUCGAUGCCUUCGGAACCCCAAUCGUUUACAUUUUCGAUGUUUCUUCGGAUGAGGGAAAAGCCGAUGCUCGAGCUGGAUACGGAAUAGACUGGGGUCCAGUCAAGUCGAAGAAAAUAGGCGCUGUCGCAUUUGGAGAAAAGACCGAAUUGAGAGCAUUACUAACAGCGAUCUGUGUUGCCAUUGACGAAGCUUCUGAAUGUAAAAUACCCUCGAUUGUAAUCAGACAUCGUUCCCGGAAAUUGGAUGAAGCAUUGAAAAGAGAUCGCAGCUUAUUAGAAAAUAGCAAAGACAAUGAUGAAGAUCUGUUUGCAGUGAUUCAAGAAAUAAUUAAUAUAUUGCCUGUCAGCAUAGAAAGAACAAACGCCAUCAGGAUGUUCAACGUUGCAGCUCAACGAGCGAGGAGGACCAUCGGCCAGCAUUCUACAGCAGUUGAACCUUACACAAAUCAUCAAUUUGAGAAAGGCUAUCGAAUGGUUGAUAUUUACGGUGCCUGUAAUGAUGGUCAACCGGAUGCAAAAGCAGGAUAUGGUUUCUAUUGGGGAGAAGGCUCUCGAUUCGCACCACGACGAACUCAUAAUCCGAAGCCGAUGCGUAAAUGUUCACAAUUGUAUCAUGAGAAAACUGUACCCAGAUGGGGAAAAUCGGGAUCUUUUUGA
Caenorhabditis briggsae is the source of this 672-nucleotide messenger RNA. Gene Ontology annotation, molecular function: nucleic acid binding. The record is from RefSeq and is a predicted model, not a curated record. The transcript has 4 exons. Bases 1 to 672 code for a protein of 223 amino acids. Lineage: Eukaryota; Metazoa; Nematoda; Chromadorea; Rhabditida; Rhabditidae.